Messenger RNA from Stylophora pistillata, 487 nucleotides. RefSeq names its product U6 snRNA-associated Sm-like protein LSm3. The record is from RefSeq and is a predicted model, not a curated record. Lineage: Eukaryota; Metazoa; Cnidaria; Anthozoa; Scleractinia; Pocilloporidae. Gene Ontology annotation, biological process: mRNA splicing, via spliceosome. Gene Ontology annotation, molecular function: RNA binding.
UCGUGCGCAAAACAAAAUGGCGGAAGAUGAAGCAGCAGCGAACACCGUGGAAGAACCACUAGAUCUUAUUCGUUUGAGUCUAGAUGAGAGGAUUUAUGUAAAACUGAGGAACGAUAGAGAGCUCAGAGGAAAACUUCACGUAAGUAUUUUUGUUCCAUACUCUUUUGUGGACCGCCAUAUCCAGAUGUUAACAGACGGAAACAUUAAAAACUUUUCUACCAUAAAAGGGAUAUGCGAUGGUGAGGAGAUUAUUUGGAAAGAUGCAAAAAAAUCGAUGCUGUUUGUGAGGGGAGAUGGAGUUAUCUUAGUCUCACCACCGCUACGUGUUGGACUUUGAAAUCAUCAAGAAUGCUGCUUUCAUCGAAAUAUCACAACACAUAGAAGUAGUAAAGGCUUUUCCAAAAAGUAUUGUAUUUAUUGCUUUGAUAUUCAUCCAUCUUUCUAAAAAAAUUUGAGUCGAGUAAAUAAAAGGAUAAUCAUGUCUGAA